Messenger RNA from Symbiodinium pilosum, 1962 nucleotides. Lineage: Eukaryota; Dinophyceae; Suessiales; Symbiodiniaceae. The record is from the annotation of a GenBank genome assembly.
AUGGCACGAGAAGGCUACGUUCCCCUUGAGUCCGAUGUGGACGUGGCGGUGGCUGGGGACGUGGACCAUCAUGGUGACCAUUUGGGUGAUUUGCUGCACCGUUCGGUGCCCUUCGACUCCUGGUGCGUCACCUGGGAGGAUUUGGCCGAGCUCCGGGGCGAAGUGCGGUUGGCGUUGCGCGAAGGACGCCUGAGACCCACCGACUUGGACCCUUUCGAUCCAAAGGACGAGAGAUUUGGCCCAAGUAUUUACACGGUGGUGGAACAGCUGAUUAAACCACGGACCAAAGAAGCUGGUAAUAUGAGUUGGGCACUGAUGAAACAUCCUCAAGGACUUCUUUGUGAUGUAUUCGUGACUCAUGCCUGGGAGGAAGGCAUUUUCGAAUUCUUAGACAAAGUCUUGGAUUCAUGGCCUCCUGGUGCACGCCAUGCAUACUGUUGCAUGCUUUCGAACCCUCAGAACCUAGACAUUGCUUCGUUGAUCGCGGAUCCCUUGAGCUCCCCCUUUGCACAUGCACUGGAACAAGCAGAGCACAUGCUUGUGGUGCCUAAUCGACACAACAGCAUCUACACCCGUAUUUGGUGUGCCUUCGAAGCUCAUCUGGGAGUUCAGUUGAACAAGCGAAUUACCACUGCCAUGUCUCGGCCACAUGGCUUUUGGAUUCGCCAACUUGCCAUGCUGGCAGUUUUAUGUUGUAGCAUGGCUGCCGGCGCUUUCGCAGGGCAUGCUUCCGCGCAGCGUUGGGGAGCCCAGAUGGAAGCCCAUGUCUUGGUGGCCGUUCUUCUAGCUUUUGUUGCGUUUGCUGGCUUUACUCUGCUGUCCUUCGGUCAGAAGCGGCAACGACUGCUGGUCAUUAGUCUCACUAUCUUUGGCGGCCUGUACUUAGGCACCUUGGGAGAUUAUGUGCUCCUGGCAUCCGACUGUAUGUAUGAUUUCUUGGGCUACAGGACAUGUUUGGGGCUCUACAUCCAGAUAGGCCUUUGGAUCCCCACGAUGAGUUCCUGCAUUUUGCUGAUCGAGGCGGACAGACAGUGGUCCAUCGCUUUGCACGAACAGUCGUUUCAACUCUAUCAGAAUUUCACUGGCGUGGCCGAUGCGCGUAGUUCUCAGCCUGCAGAUAAACGGACCAUCAUGAGUGAAAUCUCCAACCACGGGGGGCAUGAAUUGGUGGAUGCCGCGGUUUCUGUGCUGAUUUCUUCUGGAGUGUCAACACCCGAGCUAAGAGAAGUGGCAAGGCAUCAAAUUCAAGUGGAACAUGCGGGGAUGUACAAGAUGUCAGUGGCUGCAUUUGCCUGGUCUGUAUGGCUACAUGGCUUCGUGUACGUCAGUCUGUGCGUGGAAUGGGGGUCGCUGGCAUGGUGCUUCAGCGUUGUUGCAAUUCUCGAAGCAUUGCUUUGGGCCAUCGUUUGGUGCGCUCUGUCCUUGGAACAACGGACGUUUGGGGUCUGGACCGCUUCCAUGUUCACGACGCCGAUGGCCUACAUGGCGCUGUGGAUCACCUAUUUUGAGAAAGUGGUUCUCUCUGGGUACUGGAGUAGCUGCAUGGGUGUCAUUCUGCUUGUCCUUCUGAUUGUACAUGAUGUUUUUCUGGUCCCGUUGGUGUUGUACUCCACGGCCGUAGGCCCAGCUGGGACUCUGAACUUACCAUACUUGGGACCUUUGAUGGUUCGAUCAGUUCUGGGCAAGAGUGACCCCACGGAGGCGCAGCUGUUGUUGCAACAGCGGCUCUCCGACCUGCUAGAGGUGGAGCCGGAGACACCAAAGCCUCGCAAAACCGACACCGGGGCUCCAGUCGAUGCCGUCGACGCUAGCGCGCUGCGGCGUUUGGAUCUUGGCGCAGCCAGGAAGACUGCCAAUGCAGCUGGUGCCAGGGGGAGGGUCGGGCUUCAGCGGCUCAGAACGAAGCAAUUCAGUGAAGCCUCGUCCCCAAUCAGUUCCAAAGAACCACCUGGAACUGUUUGA